GAGAGUGUGAGUGAGAAAGAGGGGAUAGAGUGGAAGAUGGAGAGAGAAAAGAGAGGGAAGGAAAAAAAGAAAGAAAGAAAGAAAGAAUGGAGGAGAGAACUAGAGAGAUUGAGAGUAGGGGAGAGAGGGAAAGUGAGAGCAUAGAGAAAAAGACAAAAGAAAAAGAGGGAGAGAGAGUAUCUAACAGCAGGCUGGAGACAGAGGGGAGAGGCAAUAGAUAGAGUAAUAAUAUUAGAGAUAAAGAGUGAGAGAGGGAGGGGCGGGCCGUGGAAUGCCUGGGGGUCAUGUGACUGUUUACUCUAGCCUGGGCAGAGAAGCAUGCUUAAAGGAGUGCUGAAGCAGGACACACACAGAUACACCCGGACACAGAGAGAGGGAGACAGACAGACAGACACCAAGAGAGGCAUGGCACAAAGAGUCACCCACAGUCACAGCCUGUUCCCUUCUGGCCAGGCUGAGAGGACCAGGGACGUACUGGUCAAGUCAGCGUCAGCCUAUGCGGACCUGCAGUGGGAGCAGCAGCCCAGGCAGGAUGGGAGCCACCCACCUCAGGACUACCCUCACAGGGACCACCCCCCCGUGGCUGGCUAUGUCCCCCAGCCAGAUUACAUGGAGGGAGAUGAUGAUCUCAUCAAGCCCAAAAAGCUCCUUAAUCCAGUGAAAGCCUCCAAAAGCCACCAGGAGCUCCACCGAGAGCUGCUCAUGAGCCAGAAACGGAGUGGCGGUGUUGGGAUGGAGUCUAAGCCGGAGCUGCAGCGUGUCUUGGAGGCCAGGAAGAGGGAACAGAUCCUCAAGCAGAGGAAGGAGGAAGAUGAGGCCAGAAAGAAGAUCUCCCCUCUGGAACAAGAGCUCCUCAAGAGGAAGGAGAAGCUAGAAGAGCUGGAGAAGGAGCAGGGAAAAAAAGAGGAGACUGUGAGAGCCCCAGAGUUUGUCAAGGUCAAGGAGAACUUGAGACGAACGUCCUUUCACAAUAAUGGAGAGAAAGAGGUGUAGGGACAAACCGGUCCAAGUAUACCAUUGAGUUGGAAUCUGCUGGAGUUUGUACACUUGUGUGUAUUAUGCGCGUGAGUGGACACAGAACAGCUGUGUUGUGUUGCUCUGACUGCACCACUCAAGACAACAGCAAGGAACUUCUACCUACAAGGACUGGUCGGCAAGCCAUGACACAAUGCCUUCACUAACCCACUCAGAGCAGAGACACAGCGGGAGAGACAGAGAAGGAAGGUUGACUCUGCAAUGGCUACUGUUACAGGGAUAGGUCAAACUGUAUCUGUGAUAUCCACCGUAACUGACAUGAGAGUGAGUGUUAGGGUCAAAAAGGACAACCUGGACUCGGGGGUAGACGUAACAUAGUAAACGUAAUUCUGGGACACGCCAAAUAGUUAUAUAUAUAUAUAUUAAAUAGUGAUAUGUUACAUUUCGUAUGGUAUGAAUUAGUUUGUGGAUGUCCGUCAUUUCGUAUGAUAUAUUACGAAUGACAAUUCAUACAAUAUGUUACGGAUUGUUAUUUGUACAAUAUGUUAAGAAUUUGCUGAACAUAUGAUAUGAUACGAAUUCCAAUUUGUUAGCUAGGUGGCUAGCGUUAACGGUUAGGGUUUUUUUUUUUUUUUUUUUUUACCUUUAUUUAACCAGGCAAGUCAGUUAAGAACAUAUUCUUAUUUUCAAUGACGGCCUGGGAACAGUGGCUGCCUGUUCAGGGGCAGAACGACAGAUUUGUACCUUGUCAGCUCGGGGGUUUGAACUCACAACCUUCCGGUUACUAGUCCAACGCUCUAACCACUAGGCUACGCUGCCGCCCCGGUUAGGGGUUAAGGAUAAGCUUAGGAGUUAGGUUAAAGGGUUUGGGUUAUGGGAAGGGUUAGCUAACAUGCUAAGUAGUUGCAAAGUAGCUAAAAAGUAGUAAAUACCUGCAAAGUUGUUAAUUAGCUAAAAUGCUAAAUGUUGCCCGUGAUGAGAUUUGAAUACACAACCUUUGGGUUGCUAGACAUUCGUGUUAUAGGCCUACUCAUGCAUCCCGACCAACCACCCUACUUUUGUUUUGACCUUAAGUAACCAUACCAUACCAAACAUAACAUAUCAUACAAGUGUCAAAUAUACGUUUACUAUGUUACUUCUAGUCUAUAAGACCAGGCUGAAGAAGAGGGGAGAAGCUAUUCACUAGUGGAUGUAGUGUUCCGUACUGCAAUGACUCUAGAAACAAGGACACGUAAGGUGUUAAGAGACAAAGCCAAAGUUGGUUGUUUUUCUCAAGUGUGUAACAAAGCAGUGGUCACUUUUCAUCUUAGGCUGUGUAUAUCCAAUAGUAAUUCUCUAUGUUACCAUAUAAGAAGCACACUGUACCUGCACACACAAUCAGUACAGAUUGUUAAUAACAGUAAACAAUCAAAUGUUCCUCCUACUAAUGGCAUUUAUCUUCAAUUCAAGGUCACAUGUCUCAAUGUGAAAUCUCUCACUGAGAAAGCACCUAUCUCUAACAGUGCCUUCCUACCUCUAGCUGCAUGUCAUCCUAAUCAAAAAGUUCAAACCAACGCUAUCUUUAUGAAAUGGUGGUGCGUGUAUCGCUUAUACCAACGGUAUACUAUCAAACCACAUGAUCUGAGGAAUCAGAUAAGAGUAUUUGUACAGUAUGUAGGUGAGUGUGAGUGGUUGUGUGAAUGCAUGUUGAAGACACAAGAGACUGACAGAUAUGGCGGUCCUUUGUAGCUCAGUUGGUAGAGCAUGGCGCUUGUAACGCCAGGGUAGUUUAAUUCCUGAGACCACCCAUAUGUACAAUGUAUGUGCGUGUGAGAUUGUAUAAAAGCAUCUGCUAAAUGGCAUAUGUUAUAUUAAAGAUUUUUCUCUAACCCCAUUUCACCAUUUUUUUUGUAACAUAUACAUGUUUUGAAAAGGGAUAUUUAUGUUUUGUGCUUAAGGUCUGAGACCAGGUAGAUAUUCUCACAUUUGUAAUUGUAUCACAGCGCUUUUUAAAUAGUAUUAUGUAGCGAUACAAAAUCAAAUGCAAUCAUUUGAAUCUUAUUUCCAUAAGGCACUUUAGAACAUUGAAAUUAUGUAUCUGAACAUUUAUUUUACCAAUCAAUUAUGCAUUUGUCAUUUUUGAAAUGUCUUUAAUGUUUUUAUCCUGAUUGCAUAUAGAUGGCCAUUUGUAUUUUGGUGUUUUUUGCACCAAAUAUUGUUCUACUUGUAUGAAAUAUCUGCCUUUACUGACUCCUGAAGCCACUUAAGAUGUUUAAUAUUACAAAACUGUACAUGUUAUAAACAUGAAUACAUUAUCUAAUUUCUUUUUCAGUCUCUUCAUUGCAUAGAAGCAUGAAGAUAUUAAUGUAUGAAUAUUUCAAUAGCUUUCACAAUGACAGAAUGAUUGUUAUGAAUAACAAAGGUUUGUACUUCAAAUUACUAUGGUACAUGUUUGAGAAGAGAGGUACAAAGAGCUGGAGAAAAUUGUAUUCCUUUCUAAGAAAAUAAAUAAAGGACAAACACUGCA
Messenger RNA from Oncorhynchus keta (chum salmon), 3481 nucleotides. RefSeq names its product protein FAM107B-like. The coding region runs from base 319 to 993 and encodes 224 amino acids. Gene Ontology annotation, cellular component: stress fiber; synapse; neuron projection. Gene Ontology annotation, biological process: regulation of actin cytoskeleton organization; actin filament bundle assembly; actin filament polymerization. NCBI's taxonomy places the organism in Eukaryota, Metazoa, Chordata, Actinopteri, Salmoniformes, Salmonidae. The transcript has 4 exons. The record is from RefSeq and is a predicted model, not a curated record.